UACAGAAAGACUACAAAACAUCGCAGAUACAAACAGAUGAAGCAUUCAGUCAGGACCCUGUAAAGCAAAAGAAUCCUUCUAUAAUCCCUAUUAGUAUCAAAGUAGUGUUUAAUGGCUGUGAGUAUGUCUAAAUUACUUGUUAUUUAUAUAGUAUCAGAGUGUCUUCUAUUACAAAUUUCAGUUACGGAAGCAGGAGAUGCGUCCGCUAGCUUCGAACUGCAUGGUGGGAAACUUGUUCAGCUUGAUGGUGAUGCCAAAUUUAUGGGAGGAAGUGUAUUCCAACUUACAGACAGCUCAAAGGGUCUACGUUCUGGAAGUGCAGGCAGAGUAGUUUACAUGAACACAAUUACGCUGUGGAAUUCUUCAACUAAAUCAUCUGCUAACUUCACCACUCAUUUUCAAUUCCAAAUCAACUGGACUCCCAAUGGUGACAAUAAGUCUAUUGAUAAUGGUGGCGAUGGACUUGCUUUCUUCAUGGCGGCUCCAGAAUCUGGUAAUCACCUCGGGUACAGAACUGAUGGUGGAUGGCUCGGCCUUUUUACUCCAAAUAAAAAUGGUAAUUUAUCCAACAAACUUGUAGCUGUUGAAUUCGAUACAUAUAGCAGUAAUCGGGGUGAAAAUAGCAAUCACAUAGGAAUUGAUAUCAAUAAUAUUACAUCUAAAGCUUCUGUUCCUGCAAAUCAAAGAUUGAAUAAUGGCAAGAUAUGGAACGCUAGGAUUGAUUACUGUGGCAAUGAAAAUAUGUUGAACGUAUCUGCUGGAUCAGAGGGACAAGUAUCAGUCCGUUUGUCAUAUGAGGUAAAUUUGACAAAAUAUCUUCCUCAAUGUGUUGUAGUGGGGUUUUCAGCUUCAGCCUCUGAGUCAAGUGAGAUUCAUCGACUAAUUUCUUGGAACUUCAGUAGUAUUUUAUCGAAUUCGUCUGGAAUACAGUCAUCUAGAAAGAAGAAAAUUUCGUGGAAAGCAAUCAUCAUAGUCAGCUCUGCCAUUUUGGUUGCAGUGCCUCUUGUUUCCUUUGUCUUUUAUCGUUAUUCCAGACGAAACAGAGAGAAACAGCAGUCCGAUAUGGAUAUGGCACUGGAUCAUGUUCCACGGAGAUUUACUUACGCUGAGCUCAGUUCAAGCACUAGUCGUUUCAGUGAGCAGAAAAGAGUUGGUCGAGGAGGAUUCGGAGAUGUGUACAAAGGCAUUUUGGUGAAAUCAGAUGAAACGGUUGCAGUGAAGCGCAUAUCUGCAGCAUCAAAGCAAGGGAAAAAGGAGUAUCUUGCUGAAAUAAGAACAAUCACUCGCCUGAGGCAUCGCAAUUUGGUUCAGCUGUUGGGUUGGUGCCAUGAGAAAGGUCAGCUGCUGUUGGUCUAUGAAUAUAUGCCUAAUGGGAGUCUAGAUAAUCUCCUUUUUGGUAGAAGGAGAGGAGAACUACAGUGGAACCACAGAUAUAGAAUCGCCACUGACAUAGCUAAUGCACUGCUUUAUCUUCAUGAUUUAUGGGAUGAAUGUGUAGUACACAGAGACAUUAAAUCCAGCAAUGUUUUGCUCGAUUCUGAAUUCAAUGCGAAGUUGGGGGACUUUGGAUUGGCACGACUGGUGAAGCAUGAUCAAUGGCUUAAAACCACCAAGAUAGCAGGCACUUUGGGGUACCUCGCACCCGAAUGUGCAGUCACAGGAAUAUCUAGCACAGAGUCAGAUGUGUUCAGCUUUGGGGCAGUUGCUUUGGAAAUAGCCUGCGGAAGACCGGCAUUAGAUCAUAACCUCGAAAGCCCUAAAAUACGUCUUGUGCAAUGGGUUUGGGAUUUGUAUGGCGAAGGCAGGUUGAUCGAUGCAGCAGACAGCAAUUUACUUGGAAUAUUUGAUAGGGUAGAAUUGGAACAGCUGAUGAUGAUAGGAUUAUGGUGCUCUCAUCCAGAUCCUGCUACAAGACCCAAAAUAAGGCAAGUGCUUCAGCUCUUGAACUUUGAAUUGCCUAUGCCUCGUCUACCCAGCACACUGCCUAGAGCCACAUAUUCUCCUCUGGAACAAGGUUUCUUUCCUCACUCGUCAGAUUUUGCUGCUCCUCCCGAUUCGGGCUCUAGUGAUAUACCAAGAUAAGACAAGUAUUCCAGAUCUUGAACUUUGAAGUACAAGAUAAUGUUUCUUUUCUCAGUCUUCAGGUCUUUCUGCUCCUCUAGAUUCAGCUCUAGAACAAGGUUUCUUUUCUCAGACGUUAGAUUCGGGUUCUACCGAUACACCAAGCACUUCCUCUCAGGUGUUGGCGUCAAGCAUUGGCAAGUACGUAAAUUGAGUGCCUUAUGAUUUUGUAGCUCGGUUAUUCGUGAAAAUAUAUAUACAUAAGAACAUGUGUAUACCAUCUGUCUCAAGUGGUACAUUCCAUAAAGUUCAGAACUUCUAUGUCAAGUAUUUCUCUCUUCAUAGGUUUGUAAUAGCCGCAGUCAAUUAGCCCUGUUUUGCAGUUGUCAAUUUUCAGUCUCGAUAUAUUUCUAGUCCUUCCAUCUUAUCCUUUCA
Cryptomeria japonica (Japanese cedar) is the source of this 2496-nucleotide messenger RNA. RefSeq names its product L-type lectin-domain containing receptor kinase IX.1. The record is from RefSeq and is a predicted model, not a curated record. Gene Ontology annotation, cellular component: plasma membrane. NCBI's taxonomy places the organism in Eukaryota, Viridiplantae, Streptophyta, Pinopsida, Cupressales, Cupressaceae. The transcript has a single exon. Gene Ontology annotation, biological process: protein phosphorylation. The coding region runs from base 112 to 2082 and encodes 656 amino acids. Gene Ontology annotation, molecular function: ATP binding; carbohydrate binding; protein kinase activity.